Molecule: messenger RNA, 996 nt
Organism: Fonsecaea multimorphosa CBS 102226
Lineage: Eukaryota; Fungi; Ascomycota; Eurotiomycetes; Chaetothyriales; Herpotrichiellaceae
Exons: 2
Coding region: 1-996 (331 amino acids)
Source: RefSeq, a predicted model, not a curated record
AUGACUGUCGCAGUUCAUCAGCCCCUCGGGGCUCUUCACUUAGGGAAUGAUGCCGUGAGAACUGACAACAUCAAGUUGAAGUCAACUGGAGGACCAAUCCCAGACGCCAUCGGACCGCUUCAGUCGUUCUCGAAGGACACUCCCAUGGAUGAACUGCGUGCAUUCUACGACAAAGCUGGAUAUAUCUGGAUCAAAGGACUCAUUCCUGCCGAGGAUGUCUGGAAGUGCCGCGAAUCGUAUUUCGACUACCUCUCCAAUACCGGGCUGCUCAAACAAGGCACAGCUCCUCGAGAUGGUAUCUACUGCGGUGGGGACUGGAAGAUGUGGAUCGCGCCUGGCAAGCUGCGACGCAAGUUUGCGCAGGUCCAAGACACCGAGUACACACGAAAGAUGGUGGCGGCGCACACAGCGCCCUGGUAUCGCGAAUUCUGCGAACACCCAGCAAUGAAGGCCUUCAUUGAACGGUUCUCUGGAUGGGCGGAUGCUUCUCUUCUCGAGCGUUCGUUGCUGCGUCCCAACAUUCCGGGAGGAGAGAUCACCCAGGUGCACUAUGACCAGAUAUUCCUCCGGGCUGGGCCCCCGACCUCUCUCACCGCCUGGGUGCCUAUUGGAGACUGUCCCAUGGAAGGAGGAGGCCUUUUGUACCUGGAGAACUCAGUCCCACUGGGUCAAAAGCUAGAAGCAGAGUUCAAUGCCGCCGCGGCAGAAUUGACUGCUGAGGAGAGGAUUUCCGCAUUCAACAGGACUAUGAUGGACACUGGAUACUUGGAAAAGGACGCCGGAAGGUUUUCCAGACUGUGGCAACGACGGUGGCUAGCUGCAGACUAUGAGGCUGGCGAUGUGGUGAUUCACAACCCCUACAUGAUUCACUGCAGUGCGCUCAACGAACAUCCCGCUGGAAUCAUCAGGCUAGCAACCGAUCUGAGGUAUUUUGAGACCGGAAUGCCGCACGACACACGAUGGCAAAAGGUGUGGACACCCGAUGAUGGACUCUGA